CCACAAUUCCGUUUUGCUUGCAUGCAUGUACCUAAGUACAUAACCAACCUAUCCACAUGCAUCCCCACUUAAAGGCACGGCGUUCACGGUUCUACACCUGAACCACUGAACCAUGUACCUAUUGAAUUAACCUACCUAAAGCUUCGCUUCCAUUCAAGCAGCGCAUCUCUUCAACCCCCGUCGCAAAUGGUCGACAGAUAAAAAAAACCACCACCAAACAUGUCGUAUUAUUUCGCCAUCGUCGGCACGCAAGAUAACCCGCUGUUCGAGUAUGAAUUCGGGACGUCGAAGCAGGGCGGCGACGGCCAGCCGCAUUUCACCGAGCAGGCCCGCCAUAUGAACCAGUUCAUCGUGCACAGCAGCCUGGACAUCGUCGAGGAGGUCCAAUGGGGAGGCGGUCAGAUGUACCUCAAGUGCGUCGACAAGUUCUUCAACAACUACGUGUCUUGCUUCAUAACCGGCGGCAACGUCAAGUUCCUCCUGCUGCACCAGCCGACCAUGCCCGUCUCCACGACGUCCACCCGAUCUUCUACGUCGAUAGGCGCGAACCCGAUGAGUCCCCAGACCGAGGAGGCCAUCAAGAACUUCAUGCUCGAGGUCUACGAGAAUUGGGUUAAGGCUAUCAUGAGCCCUUUCUACCGCGUGAAUAUGGAGGUCCGCAGCCCGGUAUUUAGACAAAGGGUUGCUGCGGCUGGAAGGAAGUAUCUAUGAUUCGGCAUAACAGGGCAGACACCUGCAUAAGACGAUUGUAAUGUAAUCAUGCAUGGCGUUGGGAGUUUAGAUCGGUCAUGGCAUGAGGUACUCUAGAGAUUUGCCUCAUACCUAGGUGCUUUUUAGAUUUUUGGAAUAGGUACUGUUUCAGUUAUUCCACAACAUUUAUCAUCACAUCAAGCAUCCAGACAUAAAAGAGUGAGUUUACGGCAAAGCAUAAUGCAAUGCAAGUAUAUUCAGCAUGCCGUAGCACGAUCCGAGGCUAUCUUGUCCUUAAGACGCC
Messenger RNA from Daldinia caldariorum, 994 nucleotides. RefSeq names its product Sedlin. Gene Ontology annotation, cellular component: nucleus; TRAPP complex; cytoplasm. Lineage: Eukaryota; Fungi; Ascomycota; Sordariomycetes; Xylariales; Hypoxylaceae. The record is from RefSeq and is a predicted model, not a curated record. The transcript is spliced from 2 exons. Bases 220 to 711 code for a protein of 163 amino acids. Gene Ontology annotation, biological process: endoplasmic reticulum to Golgi vesicle-mediated transport.